AUGCCUUCUCGUCCUCCCAUCAUCACUACUACUUCUUCUUCUUCUUCUUUACUUUCUUCACCUUCUUUUUCUACUAUCAGCACCACCAGCAUCAGCAUCAUGACAACUAAAAAAACAAUAUCAAUCAGGUCUACAAUCACACUUGCCUGUAUCGCUCUCCUCUCCGUCACUUUCGCCUCUACUUUUGCCAAUGCAUCUCCUGUGGACAAUAGAAAACACCUUUUAGACGCUCACAAAAAUUUAAGCAGCCCCAAGAACUCAGUUGAUAUCCCUGCCUUCAAGAUCUCGGAUCCAAAUUCCGUCCUAGCUUCUGCACCUCAACAAGCGAUCCACAGCCAGAACAAGGAGCUUCACCAGCACGAGGACAUUGACACGAUAUUAUCUGAUUUUUUAGACCUCAAGGACAACGACAAAAAGGACGGUAGCAACAGCAAGGACGUACUAUCCAAGACCCCUAAUAUCCUCCCGUCAGUAGUCGUCCAGACACAUCCGCUCAUCAAAAGAAAGGGUAGCAGUGGUGGCCGUGGUGGUGGUGGACGUAGUGGUGGUGGACGUGGCGGCAGUUCAGACAGCAGUAAGCCUAAAACCGGGGUAGUUGCAGGCGUCCACACCGGAGCCAGGGGGGGAUCGGGAUCAGGGUCGUCCGCUGCCCCUAUCCAAAAGGUCUCCACUUCAUUAGCGACCAUCCUGAUCGUCAUCAGUGUCUUUACAUCCAUUUUAUGUUAA
Lobosporangium transversale is the source of this 726-nucleotide messenger RNA. RefSeq lists its product as hypothetical. Bases 1 to 726 code for a protein of 241 amino acids. The transcript has a single exon. The record is from RefSeq and is a predicted model, not a curated record. Lineage: Eukaryota; Fungi; Mortierellomycota; Mortierellomycetes; Mortierellales; Mortierellaceae.